GCCUGAGGCUGUGGGCAGUUGGCCAAGCUUACCCGCUAUAAAAGGGAGCAGGCACUCAGCCCUGCAUGUCUUUGUCAACUGUCUUUCAGGAGACCUGGUGGAGCAAGUCCUUUGGCAUCAUGCCGACUGAUUUGGAGAAGUCCUUGAACUCUGUCAUCGACAUCUACCACAAGUAUUCCCUGAUUAAAGGGAAUUACCAUGCCAUCUACAAGGAUGACCUGAAGAAAUUGCUAGAAACCGAGUGUCCUCAGUACACAAAGAGAAAGGAUGCAGAGUCCUGGUUCAAAGAUUUGGAUGUCAACACUGAUGGUGCAAUUAACUUCCAGGAGUUCCUCAUAUUCGUGGUAAAGAUAGGCGUGGAAGCCCACAAAGACAGCCACAAAGAGUAGCAGAGCUACUGGGCCUAGGGGCUGGGCCCUUGGACAUGUACCUGCAGGAUAAUAAAGUAAUUGAUACCUCA
Messenger RNA from Carlito syrichta (Philippine tarsier), 460 nucleotides. It is a transcript of the gene S100A8, whose product is annotated as S100 calcium binding protein A8. The transcript is spliced from 3 exons. Gene Ontology annotation, cellular component: cytoplasm. Gene Ontology annotation, biological process: neutrophil chemotaxis; response to lipopolysaccharide; neutrophil aggregation. Gene Ontology annotation, molecular function: calcium ion binding. The record is from RefSeq and is a predicted model, not a curated record. Bases 66 to 389 code for a protein of 107 amino acids. Lineage: Eukaryota; Metazoa; Chordata; Mammalia; Primates; Tarsiidae.